Coffea eugenioides is the source of this 411-nucleotide messenger RNA. RefSeq names its product salt stress-induced hydrophobic peptide ESI3. The record is from RefSeq and is a predicted model, not a curated record. Lineage: Eukaryota; Viridiplantae; Streptophyta; Magnoliopsida; Gentianales; Rubiaceae. Bases 128 to 292 code for a protein of 54 amino acids. The transcript has 2 exons. Gene Ontology annotation, cellular component: membrane.
AGCCCUCAAAUUUUAAGGAACUGAAUUAGCCUUGUGUACAUUCAUUAGUAGCAGGGACAAAUAAUUUGUGGGGGGUUUAUUGGAUAGCUAGCAAAAACCUUUCAAUCUAAGCAGAUCAAAUCGGAGUAUGGGCUCAGAGACGUUUCUUGAAGUGUUAUUGGCAAUAUUGUUACCCCCUGUUGGAGUCUUCCUCCGUUAUGGAUGUGGGGUGGAAUUCUGGAUUGAUUUGUUGCUGACUAUACUGGGAUACAUACCGGGAAUCGUUUAUGCAAUCUAUGUAUUAGUGGGAUAGCAGGAGUUGGAUUUGUCUUUUGUAGAUCUAUUUCAUGCUUCUUAGAAUAAACUGCUAAUCUCUUGUGGUUCCUUUUCCCUGUUGGCACUUAUAUCAUAUGUGUAUGUUUACAAUGACCA